Molecule: messenger RNA, 1356 nt
Organism: Lolium perenne
Lineage: Eukaryota; Viridiplantae; Streptophyta; Magnoliopsida; Poales; Poaceae
Product: protein RKD5
Molecular function (GO): DNA-binding transcription factor activity
Source: RefSeq, a predicted model, not a curated record
CGUCACCGCAGCCCCAGAAACGGAAGGCUUCUAUGAGCUGUGGCCGUGCACCUCGCAGAGAGAAAACUCUUUCGUCUCCAGCAGGCGCUGCAAUGCAAGCUUCCAAAAAUCGAUCCAGAUGGACGCCGCCGCCGCCGCCUUCUCCACUCUCUCCGCGCUCGCCGUCUUCGCCAGCACGGUCCACCACGGUGCCGUGCGGAGCGUGCACGGGUACAGGGUCGUCGGGAAGGGAGGGAGCGGCGGGUGGGAGAGGUGGGUGGAGAAGGAGUUCGUCUUCUCCCCGACCUGGUGCCGCGAAGUCCCGGUCCCCGCCGCCGCGCCGCGGAUACUCCCGGCGCAGUGGCGCGGCCGGCCGGCGUACCGCGAGGGGCAGAUGGUCGGCGCCUGGCGCUGCAUCCUGGCCUUCGAUUCCGUCGCCGACGUCAAGCCGCCGCCCACGCCGCCGCCGGUGCUCUCCCCCUUCAGGAAUCCGGGGUUGGUGUGCGCGGCUUCCCUGUACAACGACCUGCAGAAGCUGUUUCAGUUUCAGAAUUUUGAAAAGGUCCCGGACCUCGUUCAGUGUGAUUCUGAGGAGAAACUGACCAGUUCGGAUGCAAAGGAGAAAACUUCUGAUGAGGUUGAUGACUCAGGGUCUGAUUCUGAUGAGGAUCCCCAAUCUGGUGAAGGACUUCCAGCACCAGCUAAGAGGCAGCGGAGAGCCAACCGCAAGCACAUAGCUAGCAUUACUCUUGUUGACAUAGCACAGUACUUCCAUCUUCCAAUCAGAGAAGCAUCCAGGACUCUGAAGAUCGGAGUCAGCAUACUGAAGAGGAAAUGCCGGCAAUACGGGAUACCCCGUUGGCCUCACCGGAAAAUCAAGUCCCUUGAUUCGCUGAUCAGUGAUCUUGAGUAUGUGAUUGACGACACAGAGAGAGAUGAAGUGCAGCAGGAGAAGCAGAAGAAAAAGGAGGAAGAGAAGCAAGACGCGAUCCGAGCUCUCGCUAAGCGGAAGAGGUUGCUGGAGACGGAGAAGGAGACCAUCCAGCAGAAGCCUGCCCUGGACCUGAUGGCUGAGACCAAACUGUUCAGGGAGGACGUUUUCAAGAGGAGAUACAGAGCCAAGAGUGUCGUGACGAAUGAGAUCUUUCUUUCCCAGGCUUGACGUCAAUCUGUCAUGUCAUGUCAUGUGUGACUUAACUUGUAGAGAAUUCCUUGAACAGCGGGACGCUGAUUGCUUAAUAGGAGUGGUAAAAUAUAUAUCGAAGAUGGCCAAAGCUGUCCGGUUAACUUCUCCUGGUGUCAACAUAAGAUGAACUGAGCCAUGUUGUACUACCAAAGUACCAGUGUCUUGAAAUAUGCUUAUGUCCUCUUCGCAAA